UCAUCAUCCAGGAAAUAAAACACGUCCUGUUGUAGACCUGCUUUCACGAAGCAUGACCUACCAGAACAGCCGUCAGAAAGCUGCAGACAGGCAUGGUUUGAAGACUGAAGCAGGAUCGGGAUGGGGGCUUCUCUGCGCGCGCUCUACGGGGCCACUUUGAUCCUUUUGGUGCGUCUGUCGCAGCUUGGCGAAGCCAGAGUGAACACUGAGAUCCAAGUGGGCCCUUUGUAUCGUGUGGUUGACACUCGACUCUCAAUUUUCUGCAAUGCGAGUGGCUACCCCAGCGACAAAAGAACAGAGUUUCAGUUUCGUAUGAGUCGGCCGUCAAGGCCAGAUUUUAGUGUCAACAUCAUCAGCUCAGAGGAGCCAGAUUUCAGUUAUGCCAGUCACGGAAAACGUGUGGCGACUAAAGACAUCGUUCUGAUGCACCAGGGUCAGAGUGAUGUCCUCUUUGUGAUAGAGAAGCUACUCAAAGAGGAUGAAGGAGAAUACGAGUGCAUCUCUGUAAGUAAAGAAACUGUACUUGAUGGGACCUUCAGCGCCAAGACAAUCGUUAAAGUGAUCGAUGAUUCUCUUAGCGUCUUACUACGCGACUCUUCGACCUCAAUGAGUCUUAAAGAAGGGGAAGCCCUGUCUUUGACAUGCCAAGCCUCUAGCGACACUCUCCAGCACACCCAUCUCUCUGUAGUCUGGUUUCUCCAAAAGAAAGGGGCACAAGACCCUCAGCCCAUAAUUUCUCUGAGUAGAGACUUCACGCUGAUUCCAGGCGGGGACUUCAAGCAGCGCUACAAAGAAGGAGCCAUUAACUUGGAUAAAAUAGGAGAGACUACAUACAGGUUAAAGAUUACCGAGCUGCAGCUGUCAGACCAAGGCCAGAUCUACUGCCAGGCUCAGGAGUGGAUCCAAGAUCCUGAUCGUUCCUGGUACUCCAUCAAUCAGAAAGAUACAGAGAAAAUAGAUCUUACAGUCAAAGCUAGAGAAGUUGGACCAGACGUGUUGUCUCUUGUAGUGAAAAUCUCCUCAGAGAAGACUUUACUGCUGGAAGGGCAAGAACUGCUGGUAUCCUGCAGCGUAGACACACAGAACCUGAAGGAAAGGUUCUUCUCAGUUGCAUGGUUUCGCGAGGACAUUGAACUGAUACGCAUUGGCCCUACGGGAAUUCUGACAGUUUCUUUGGACGAUCAGAGAGUAGAAGAGGGCGGCCUGAGGGCCAUUCGGAUUGGAGAUGGAGAUUAUCGUUUCGGCUUGAAGCCUGUCAGCAAGGAUGAUCAGGGAAGUUACAAUUGUGUGGCGUGGCCUGAGGAACGUGGUUCCGAUGGGGUCUUUUCAAAGGGAACACCCCAGAACUCCAACAGCCUGCAGAUCACCAUCUCAGUUCCAGAAAGUGGACUUUCAGUGAAAAUGCAGAACACCACACUGAAUGUAAACCAACUGGACAAGCUCAUGUUGGUCUGUAAAGUGGGAGGGGCUAAAGAUUAUCUCUCAGUCAACUGGGAAUUUAAAUCAGUCUCAAGUUCAACUUUCACCAGCAUCAUCAGUCUGGAGUCAGACGGCGUGAUGAAAAAAGACGCGACGUUUAAAGACCGCCAAGUGCGAGCAACGCGCCCAGCAAGUGACAGCUUCGUGUUUGAGCUGGAUAAAGUCACGCUGGCGGAUUCCGGCCAAUACAAGUGCCAUGUGGUUGAAAAAGUACCAAACCAAGACCUUCACACUAAUGCCUCAGAGUGUGCUGUCACCGUCAUUCCCCUUGCAUCAUUGAUGGAAGUGUCCCUGAGAAGUCGUAGCAUCAGCCCGACUAUAGGAGCUGAGGCUGUGUUGAUGUGUAAGGUGAAGGGUCCGCGCAUUCCAAUAACUGUGUCCUGGAUAAAAAAAAAAAACAUUGAUAUAGAUGAGAUUGUGAAGCUGAACUACAAUGGUGACAUAAGCUGGGCUGGAAACCAGGAAAGCUAUCAGGUGAGCGUACGGAAUCAAAUAGAUUCGGUCAUUUAUGACCUGAAACUCACCAGUGCCAGCCAAAUGGAGAAAGGGACCUACCAGUGCAGCGUGUCCACUUUUGUGGAAGGCGCACACAAGAAGUUAGCUACAUCUAAUGGCCUAGAUGUAGCGGUGCAGAAUCCAGGGACAAAAUUCAAAGUAGAUCUGAAUCCCAACAUUGAGCAAAUGAUUAACACUGACCUACACAUGAAGUGUUUGUUCGAGGGAUCUAUUCUACAAUAUGCCUACUCUGUCACUUGGUUGCUGCAACGGGAAACAGGAUAUAGAAACAUCGUCAGUAUAGACAAGAAUGCUCUUGUGACAUAUGGAAAUGUGCCAGAGCUCAACCACAGACAGCGUGUCAGCAUAAGGCGCACUGAAGGUGCUUUUGAGCUUGUCAUUCGACAAGCCAAACUUUCAGACUCUGGUUCAUACGUUUGCAACGUGACUGAGUGGCUAAAAGAUCCCCGAGGAUCUUGGAUUUCGCUCUCGACGUUGUCCAUGACCACAAAGGUCAAGAUUUCUGAGCCAAAAACACAUCUGUCAAUUGAAACCAGACAGUUGAAGGAGCUGAACAUAAGCAAAGACAAGGAUUUUACCAUCCCCUGCCACCUCAUGAAACAAGCCAGCAAUGAAUCCCAGUUCCAGGUCACUUGGUUUUGGCAAGAAGACACAGAAAGCGACAUGCGCAAAGCCAUAUUCACAGUUUAUCGAAAUUCAACCCUACAAAGCAGCUUUGAGGAGGUAGAUCUUAGGUUUAGUCAUCCUGGAGAGAGCAUUUUCAGCCUAACGGUGCUAAAGCCCAGUCCUCAACACAGCGGCCUGUAUUUCUGUGAAGUGGAGGAGUGGCUCCCAUCUCUCCCCCAAGAGUGGCGAAGGGUUACCACAGCAACAUCAGAAAAACUUAAUGUCACCGUUACUGGUGAAGGAGAGAAGGAGCACACAGUUAUGGAUCCCAAAGUGCCCUUCAGCGUGACUGUUGUUAUCUUGUUGUUGAUUAUAGUGGCUUUGGUCAUAACGAUUUGCAAGACUAAGGGUUCAGGCAGCAAAAAGCAAAACCACACUCUCUGGGCUGAACAGGGUCAGCAUAUAAAAUUAGACGCUGACUAAACUGCAGAAAAAGUAAAGAGAGAAGAAAUGUUUGCACUCUGUUAUGCUCUGAAAUGUACACAAAAGUGUUUCAUCAUGUAAAAUAGGCAGCCUGUGUGUUUUGAGCCCCUGUUGAAAGUUUUUAUUUUUAUUUUUAUGUGUUAAAAUGUGAAUUUUUUUUUAACAGAUUUGUGUUGCAGUUUAAGUUUUAAGAAAUGCAAAAAAAUUUCUAAGCUUUGAAAUGACAUAAACGGAUCUAAUGUUCAAACUAACAGCAUGCAGAGAGAAGCUUUGCAGCAGAAUAAUGCAACUGUUCUUGCUUCAUGCAAUGAGGGAGCUGAUGUGUCUUCAUGCUUCUUCAUUGCAAAAGCUGCGGUGAGACGUCUACAGUUUUCUAUGUAAUGCUGAGUGAAUUGAAAAGGAAGUGCUCUGUGGGUUUUGUCUUUGGUGGUUGGCAAAGCUGCUGUUGUUAGCUUGUGUGAGACAAACUACUUUGUAAAAAAAAGGCUAAAGUUGAGCAGCAGUUGUCAGAAUGUUCCAGUCUCAGCAUGAUUUCUACUUUUGUUCCUAAAUCUGAUUAAUUUAUGUGGUUUUGUCUUGAGUGUUUGUCAAUGCUUUGGUUUGACACUGUUUUGGUCAAAAAGGAUUUGUGAAAUUCUCAAUGUGUUUCCUGUUUGUGUUCUGUUUUAUUUAUGGUUGAGCAGCAAAGAAGACACGCAUAAUGGAUAAUUUUACCAAACUAGACAGCUGAUGCUCUGAUUUUAGAGCAGAUCUGUCAAUCGGCUGACUGGACGUUUUAUUUUUAAAUAUGUGAUUAUUCAUCUUUGGCAUGCUGUUGGAAACUACUGAAGAAAAAAUGAAAUAAAGUCACUUCCUGUCUUUGUGUCUCUGAGA
Molecule: messenger RNA, 3957 nt
Organism: Oryzias latipes (Japanese medaka)
Lineage: Eukaryota; Metazoa; Chordata; Actinopteri; Beloniformes; Adrianichthyidae
Product: immunoglobulin superfamily member 3
Cellular component (GO): membrane
Source: RefSeq, a predicted model, not a curated record